CUUCUCCCCUCCUCCAAAUCCCCUAUUAGCAGCCCCAAGAUUCGCUGGUGGUGCUCUCUCGUUCCUCCCUCUACUGCAGCUUGGCCAGUCUCCUCCGCGCGCGACCCACAUUCGAGAUUUUUCCGGGGACCAGUCUUUGUCGUCAUCUUCUAGAAGAACCAAAAUCUGCAAGGGUAAGGUGUCGUGUUUUCUUUCUUUGAUCGAAGCGGUUUGGUUUCAUUUCCCUCAUCUCUACUGCUGUCCACUCCUUUUAUCCCUAUCCAGCUUCCAAACUCGCGCCCUUAGGGCUUCCUUUUGCCUCUUUCCCCCUUCAGGUACGCUUAUUGGUUUUAACUUCUUGUAGUUAUACUUGGAUUUUCCGAUUAGGAUUAGUUCUGUAUGUAAUCGUUAAACAAUGUCCCAGUUUCGGAUUUGUAAACCUAUGAAAUAUGCUUCUAGGGUUAGGAUUUUGUCAUCGAACCGAUAUUUCACUUCUUUUGGACAAUGUGACCCUUUGAUUUCCCGGAGUUACCAAUUUAGUCCUGCUUCUGAUGUCCCAAACCGUCCAUUUUCGACUGGUUUGAUUAACCUAGUUCGUUGUAAAUUAUUUUCACAAAGCGCAAAAUUUACCUGCGGUAAAGCCCUUUACGUGAAACCAUUCUCUUCUGCACACAACGACGAUGACAAGGAUGAUAAUGGUGUAUGUGACACUACGAUGGUAGAGUCAGAAUGUGAAUUUGACGCGGAUGUUGGGAAAAGUGUUGAAUUGGCUGAUGAUGGGGACUAUGUAAAUGGGAAUGUUGUUAGUUAUUCUUUGGGGGUUGAAUUGCAAAAUGGAAGUAAUGAUGUGGGUUUGGAUACAAGCGGUGGUUAUGUGCAUGUUGCAUCGCGUGAUCCUAUUGAAUUAUAUCAUGAGCUGAGAAAUGCUGAGAAGCGUGCAAAGCAGACCCGGCCUGAUUGGGAGACGAUGCAGGAAGUAUUCAGUUACUUUGGAAAGUCUGGUUGGGCUUCCAAUCAGGCUCUCGCAAUUUACAUUGGUUUGUCGUUCUUUCCUACUGCUGCACAGAAGUUUCGGAAGUUUUUCUUUGAGAAAUCUUCUGCUGGUAUUUUUCAGUACGUGGUGAUGCUCGGUCCAUCUGAUGCUGCUGUCAAGUUCCUAUUUCCUAUUUUUGUGGAGUAUUGUUUGGAGGAGUUUCCUGAUGAGAUUAAGCGGUUCCGGGGUAUGGUUGAGUCAGCUGACCUCACAAAGCCCCACACUUGGUUCCCAUUUGCACGGGCCAUGAAACGGAAGAUAAUAUAUCACUGUGGGCCAACCAACAGUGGUAAAACUUACAAUGCCCUUCAACGGUUUAUGGAAGCAAAGAAGGGUAUCUAUUGUAGUCCUCUCAGGUUAUUGGCUAUGGAAGUCUUUGACAAGGUUAAUGCACUUGGGAUUUACUGUAGUCUACAGACAGGGCAAGAAAAGAAAUAUGUCCCCUUUUCAUACCAUAUUGCUUGUACCGUGGAAAUGGUAUCUACAGAUGACUUGUAUGAUGUAGCUGUUAUUGAUGAAAUUCAGAUGAUGUCAGAUCAAUGUAGAGGUUAUGCAUGGACACGGGCAUUACUUGGAUUGAAGGCCGAUGAGAUACAUUUAUGUGGGGAUCCGAGUGUUUUGAGUAUUGUUCAAAAGAUUUGUGCAGAUACUGGGGAUGAGUUGCAUGAACAUCAUUAUGAGAGGUUUAAGCCAUUGGUGGUUGAAGCCAAGACCCUGUUGGGAGAUCUUAAAAAUGUUCGUUCUGGGGAUUGUGUGGUUGCUUUUUCAAGGAGAGAGAUAUUUGAGGUCAAAAUGGCAAUUGAGAAACACACCAAUCACCGCUGCUGUGUGAUUUAUGGUGCCUUGCCACCCGAAACUCGUAGACAUCAAGCUAAUCUAUUCAAUGAUCAAGAUAACGAAUUCAAUGUGCUUGUCGCUAGUGAUGCUGUGGGAAUGGGUCUGAACCUUAAUAUUAGAAGAGUUGUCUUUUAUAGCCUCUCAAAAUACAAUGGAGACAAGAUUGUUCCAGUUCCAGCAUCACAGGUGAAACAAAUUGCAGGAAGAGCUGGUCGUAGAGGAAGUCGCUAUCCAGACGGACUCACAACGACCUUGCAGUUAGAAGAUUUAGAUUACUUGAUUGAGUGCUUGAAGCAGCCUUUUGAAGAAGUAAAGAAAGUUGGUCUCUUUCCUUUCUUUGAGCAGGUUGAGCUAUUUGCUGGGCAACUCCCCAAUGUUACAUUCUGUCAGCUACUAGAGAAAUUUGGUGAAAAUUGCCGUUUGGAUGGAUCAUACUUUUUGUGUCGACAUGAUCAUAUAAAGAAGGUUGCAAAUAUGCUGGAGAAGAAGGUGCAGGGAUUAUCUCUGGAAGAUCGUUUUAAUUUCUCUUUCGCCCCAGUUAAUAUUAGGGACCCAAAAGCAAUGUAUCAUCUCCUGAGGUUUGCUUCAGCAUACAGUCAGAAUGUUCCCGUCAAUAUCGCAAUGGGCAUGCCAAAGGGUUCUGCUCGAAAUGAUGCAGAGCUAUUGGAUCUCGAGACUAAGCAUCAAGUGUUGUCUAUGUAUUUGUGGUUGUCGCACCACUUUAAGAAGGAAACUUUUCCAUAUGUGAAGAAGGCUGAGACAAUGGCGACGGACAUUGCUGACUUGUUGGGUCAGUCUCUAAUCAAAGCCAACUGGAAACCAGAAACAAGACAGGUAAGGAAACCAAAGCCUCAACAAAAGGAUGCCUCUCAACCAGGUUAUGAGAGACCAAGGUCACUUGUCAAAUUAUAUGAGAAGAAAAAGCUUGAAAAGUCUUUACCAAGUAAGAAUACAGAGAAGGUUGCUGCAUAAUGAAAUUGCAGAUUGCAGAGAUAAUAAAGGAAGAUUUGUGGCCCAAUCCACUGAAGUCUUAAGAUGGUGAUAUUUUCUUCAUACAUGUUCCUUUUCAUUUUUCUGUAGUAUUUUCCUUGUUAUCUGAGUGGUUAGUCAACAAGAAAUCUGGGAUUAUUGUUUUCUGUUUGCUCUUGAGUUUGUUUACGUUGAGAAUUUUUAAUUUCAUUGUUUCAGGAGACUGAUGUAGGGGACUCUGAUGAUGAAGAGGAAAAUGAUGAUGAUGGUGAAGACAUUAAUGAGGAAGACAGCUGAGCUCUUUCUGGCUUGCUCUUCAUCAUAUUUUUCAUUUUCUCCUAUGGUUCCUGGCAAUGAGAAGAACAAGCUCCAGUUAGAACCACCUUUCUGGUUACAUGGUGGUCGAACCUCGUAACAGACUCUCCUUAUUUACCGAGUCUUUUAUGUUCUGCUGUUUAUGCCCUAGAUCUUUUUGCUUGUAUUUUGUUUGCUGUUCUCAAGCAGAAAUUUCUUUUCAGUAA
This is a messenger RNA of Juglans regia (Persian walnut), 3339 nucleotides long. RefSeq names its product DExH-box ATP-dependent RNA helicase DExH18, mitochondrial-like. Gene Ontology annotation, molecular function: RNA helicase activity; ATP binding; hydrolase activity, acting on acid anhydrides. Gene Ontology annotation, biological process: RNA catabolic process; mitochondrial RNA 3'-end processing. Lineage: Eukaryota; Viridiplantae; Streptophyta; Magnoliopsida; Fagales; Juglandaceae. Gene Ontology annotation, cellular component: mitochondrial degradosome. The record is from RefSeq and is a predicted model, not a curated record. The transcript has 4 exons. The coding region runs from base 395 to 2821 and encodes 808 amino acids.